CUAAUAAUUUAAAAUUUAUGUACAUGAUGGAAGUGAAAAGAACAUUUUAAAGUCUUCAUAUCAAAGAGAGAAGAAGAGGAAGACAAAAAGAAAUGAUGAAGACUAAGAGUAAAGCGUUGAUCAUCUUCUUCACUCUAGUUCUGCUUCUAAGCAUGGCCUCAAGUGUUCUUCCAAGAGAAGAUGGUUUUGCUCCUCCUAAACUAUCUCCCUCUUCCACUCAAGAGAAAGAAAGAAGUAGAAAAGGUGAUGGAGAUGGAGUAGAUCAGUGCAAGAGUUCGGACAGUGAAGAAGAAUGUCUUGUUAAGAAAACCGUAGCUGCUCACACCGAUUACAUCUAUACACAAGACUUAAAGUCAUCUCCUUGAAACAAGAACAAGAACUCUGUCUUUUAUAUAGUACAAGCUAUAAGCAUAAGCAAACUCUCCUUGACCAUUUGCUCAUGACUUCAUCAUGUUCUUUGUUAUUUUAUUCUAAUCUUUGUUUGAUUUCUGUUAAUGUCAACUUAUAUUUAUCCUUCAAUACCAACUCUAUAUAUUUUAAUA
This is a messenger RNA of Brassica napus (rape), 542 nucleotides long. Its product is annotated as phytosulfokines 1. Gene Ontology annotation, biological process: cell population proliferation. Gene Ontology annotation, molecular function: growth factor activity. The record is from RefSeq and is a predicted model, not a curated record. Gene Ontology annotation, cellular component: extracellular region. The transcript has 2 exons. Lineage: Eukaryota; Viridiplantae; Streptophyta; Magnoliopsida; Brassicales; Brassicaceae. Bases 93 to 365 code for a protein of 90 amino acids.